This is a messenger RNA of Ficedula albicollis (Collared flycatcher), 4686 nucleotides long. It is a transcript of the gene NRK, whose product is annotated as Nik related kinase. The record is from RefSeq and is a predicted model, not a curated record. Gene Ontology annotation, molecular function: ATP binding; protein kinase activity. The transcript is spliced from 31 exons. Bases 1 to 3663 code for a protein of 1220 amino acids. Gene Ontology annotation, biological process: protein phosphorylation. Lineage: Eukaryota; Metazoa; Chordata; Aves; Passeriformes; Muscicapidae.
AUGUGCGUGGGGGACCCUGCGGGAAUAUUUGAACUGGUGCAGGUUGUUGGAAAUGGGACAUAUGGACAAGUCUAUAAGGGUCGCCAUGUUAAGACUGGGCAGCUGGCAGCAAUCAAAGUGAUGAAUGUUACUGAGAAUGAAGAGGAGGAAAUCAAGCUGGAGAUAAAUAUGCUGAAAAAGUACUCCCAUCACCGGAAUAUUGCUACAUAUUAUGGGGCUUUUGUAAAGAAAAGUCCUGCAGGCCAAGAUGAUCAGCUCUGGCUGGUGAUGGAGUACUGCGGUGCAGGCUCUGUCACUGACUUGGUAAAGAAGACAAAAGGGAACUGUUUCAAGGAAGACUGGAUUGCUUACAUCUGCAGAGAGGUUCUCAGGGGAUUGGCACAUCUUCAUGCUCACCAUGUCAUCCAUCGAGAUAUUAAAGGACAGAAUGUUCUUCUCACAGAAAAUGCAGAAGUAAAAUUGGUGGACUUUGGUGUAAGUGCUCAGCUGGACAGGACUAUUGGGAGAAGGAACACAUUUAUUGGCACCCCAUAUUGGAUGGCACCCGAGGUCAUUGCUUGUGAGGAGAACCCAGACUCUACGUAUGAUUACAGAAGUGACCUGUGGUCUCUGGGAAUCACUGCUAUUGAAAUGGCUGAAGGAGCUCCCCCCCUGUGUGACAUGCAUCCCAUGAGAGCACUCUUCCUCAUCCCAAGGAACCCACCCCCAAAGCUGAAAUCCAGAAAAUGGUCAAAGAAGUUCCUGAAUUUUGUUGAAAGCUGCCUUGUAAAGCAUUACUUGCAUCGUCCAUCCACGGAGACCCUGCUGAAGCAUUCCUUCAUCCGGGACAUGCAGAACGAGCGGCAAGUGCGCAUCAUGCUGAAGGAUCACCUGGACAGGACGAGGAAGAAAAAAGGAGAAAAGGAAGAAACGGACUAUGAUUACAGUGGAAGUGAGGAGGAAGAUGAUGAGCUGAAUGAAGAUGAAGGAGAACCAAGCUCCAUCGUUAAUCUCCCGGGGGAGUCAACUCUCCGCCGUGAAUUUCUGAGGCUGCAGCAGGAGAACAAAAAUCGUUCUGACCCUCAUCGGCAGCAGCAGCAGCUGAAGGACCAGGAGAAGUACAAGAAGCAGCUGCUGGCAGAGCGGCAGAAGCGCAUCGAGCAGCAGAAGGAGCAGAGGAGGAGGCUGGAGGAUCACCAGAGGCGAGAGCAGGAGCUACGAAGGCAGCAGGAGAGUGAGCAGAGGUGGCCAGAGGUGAAGGUCAGUCAGAGGAAAGAGGAAAGGGGUAAAGAAGAUAAAAGGGCUGUGGAAGAUGAAUGCUUCAUUGUAGAUGGACAGAGGAAAUUAGAAAAGAAGCAGAAGAUGGAAGAUGUGCAGCACAACAGGAAGAUGCACCGAACUCUCCCCAAAGAUCAGACACAGCUGCUGUCUCUCCAGCAUGACCACAAGCAGAAGAAGAAGGAGCCUUCCAGUAGUUCAAAUGCAGGACUGCAUCCUCCAUCAAGCAGCACAAGCAAAGAGGCCGAGGACCGAGCCAAGAAGAGUGACAGCAGCCAGCCCUCGGCGCAGCGGCCGGCGCCGGGACACGAGGCCGCCCCGCAGCCCAGGCUGGGGUCCGGGAGCAGCUCCAGCCCCUGCACCCCCGCGCCACAGAGAGCCCUGCUGCUGCAGUGUGAGGAUUUCCGGGCUAGUAAGGACGUGUACCACAGCAGCUCCCUGUCAGACAUGGUGACAGCUCCGCUCAGCCCCGGGCAGGACGACGUGUUCUGGAGCACGAGCCACAGCAAAGAGCAGCCCCCAAAGGUUCCUGAAAGGACAACCUCAAAAUUUUACAGCAGGGAUCAGCCUGGCCAUCAGAGAUGCCUUUCAAGUAACACUCAUCAGGCAUCCCCCGGGGGACAUGCUCUGAAGCUGAGCAGUAGCAGCAGCACUCCUGGCACCAAGCAGUGGGAGAUGGGAUCUCAUCAGAGCAGCUGGUCAACCUCAGGGAAUCCAGGACUGGCCAAAGCAGAGAAUGUUUUGUCCCAGAACCAUGUGCUGUUGCAUCAGAAGCCUGAAAAAGUUUCUCAUCCAGGCCAGAUUGCAAGUCCAGGCUCCUUUCCCAAGGUGAAGGACAGUGCCAACUCCUUGUUAAAAGCAGCAGACUACUCCUCCUCAAGUGAUGAAGUCAGCAGCAGCAGCAGCAGUGAUGAAGAUGACACAAACCACACAAGGCAACUGCUAAGCGGCAGAAUUGCAGAUUUCUCAAGGACAAGGGUAGCAGAUGGAAUUGAACUGAAACCCCAGAGCACCGUGGCAGAACAGAAGGAUCAGAUUUUAGGGAAACAAAUUCCAAGCACCCAAGAAGGCCUUUGGAGCAUAAACAACCAGAACUAUCUCCUGCCUGAUCUCCUCCAGCAAAGCCAAAUUACAGAUUCCUCUGUAAACCCGCCACAAGUGCCACUGACUUGCCAGGAACCUCAGAACAAACCUCUGACUAAGAGCCCAUGUGCUGAAAGCCCACCUGCCAAGAGCAGCACAUCCUCCACAACAUCCUUCACAUCAUUCAUAGAUCCAAGACUUCUGCCAGUCACCCCUCCCACCAGUCCAGUAGGACCUUCCUGUAGUUCUCCAUCCAGUGCCAAACCUGAGCCUGUCAGGAGGGAAAAUGCAAGGAAGGGUUCCGUUGUCAAUGUCAAUCCAACCAAUAUCCGCCCACAAAGUGACAGCCCAGAAAUCCGUAAAUACAAGAAGAAAUUCAACUCUGAGGUCCUGUGUGCUGCUCUGUGGGGAGUAAAUUUAUUGGUGGGAACAGAGAAUGGAUUGUGGCUGCUGGACAGAAGUGGGCAAGGAAGAGUUUAUACACUGAUUACAAGGAGACGGUUCCAGCAAAUGGAUGUUCUGGAAGGACUCAAUGUCCUAAUUACUAUAUCAGGGAAGAAGAAUAAGUUGAGGGUGUAUUACUUGUCAUGGUUGAGAAAUAAAAUUUUGCGCAAUGAUCCGGAGGUGGAGAAGCGGCAAGGCUGGGUGUCCGUGGGUGACCUGGAAGGCUGUGUGCACUACAAAGUCGUAAAAUAUGAGAGAAUCAAAUUCCUUGUAAUCGCUUUGAAAAACUCAGUGGAGGUUUAUGCUUGGGCUCCAAAGCCCUAUCACAAAUUCAUGGCUUUUAAGUCCUUUACCUCACUUCAUCACAAACCACUGUCAGUUGACCUGACUGUUGAAAAUGGGCAAAGACUAAAGGUCAUAUAUGGCUCAGUAGUGGGAUUUCAUGCCAUUGAUGUGGACUCUGGAUCUGUGUAUGACUUGUACCUUCCAACACACAUCCAGGGGACAAUUCGCCCACAUGCCAUUAUCAUCCUCCCAAACACCAGUGGCAUGGAGCUCCUGCUCACCUAUGAAGAUGAAGGCAUCUACAUUGAUAUAUAUGGGCAUUUCACAAAGGAGACUGUUCUGCAGUGGGGAGAAAUGCCAGCAUCCGUAGCUUACCUUCAGUCCAAUCAGGUCAUGGGCUGGGGAGAGAAAGCGAUUGAACUACGCUCUGUGGAAACAGGAAAUCUGGAAGGAGUAUUUAUGCACAAGAAAGCACAGAAGCUAAAGUUUCUAUGUGAAAGAAAUGACAAGGUGUUCUUUGCAUCUGUGCAGUCAGGAGGCAGCAGUCAAAUAUACUUUAUGACUCUUGGUCAAAAUGUACUAUUCAACUGGUAAAGUACAUCAAAAUGAAGAAAAUGAAAAAUUCCCUUUAGGUAGCCGUGUAAAAUUCUCAGAGGUAAUACACACAAAUUUGCACUUCUUACCUACAAAAAUGUUGUCAUUAUUGACUUAUCAAAAUUCAUAUUCUUUCAGUCUGGAAAGAAUUCCAUUUUCCUGUUGAAGUAUUGCAAACAUGUUUAAUUUGUCUUUCAAAGUAUGUUGCAAACAAAGAUUGUAUUUGGAGACUUUAGUGAAGAAUGUAUCCAAUAUAAGAAGUUUCUGUACUCCAAAAAAUGGACAGUUUCACUUUCACAGGUGAUGUAAUUUGAUAUCUUGAACUGAAGUCACUUUUUAUGGACAGCAACAGCUGUAGGUAGAUACAAAAACAGUUGGAAUCUAUUUUGAAUUGGGCUGGGGAAACUGUUACUGUGUCACCAAAAUGAACUUGAAUGACUUGUCUAAGUCUUACAACAGUGAAAGAGUUUGUGUUGUGUCCCAGCACAGACCAGAAGGCUUGAGGGAUGCUCCCUCCUUGGACCUCGAGGGGUCAUCCCCUGUGCUGGGUGGACAGGUGUGUUUCAGUACCACGUUGUAAAAAUAGUUCAUUCUGAACAUGUGCCCUGUCUGGGAGAUUUCUACAAAUGCAGGAGGGGACAGAUUUUUUGUUUCUCUCAGGGCUGGAUGCCUGAGCCCAUAGACACAGUUACUGUAGGAUGUAUUUGUAAAAAGAGUUUAAAUAGUUUGUCAAAAUCACAGAUGCAUAAAGCAUUAUGAAACAGAACCUGUAACUUUUAUUCACACCUGGGACCCACACUCAUAUGAAUUGAUUUAAUGGCACUACCCAUGUAUAUAAGGGCACAAGAGCAGGCACUUUCUUUUCUUCCUUCUUGCUCUUUCACAUCAAGUCUUUAUGUAUUUGUAUGUAAAUAUAAUCUUUCCCCAAUGGAUGUUAAGAUUAACAAAUGUAUUCUUAAUAUAGUUAUGAAAAUAUCCAAAGAGUUAAUCUAUUAUAAAUAGAAAAUAUAAAUAAUUCCAGGU